Loxodonta africana (African savanna elephant) is the source of this 1958-nucleotide messenger RNA. Its product is annotated as olfactory receptor 4L1-like. Gene Ontology annotation, molecular function: olfactory receptor activity; G protein-coupled receptor activity. The record is from RefSeq and is a predicted model, not a curated record. Gene Ontology annotation, biological process: G protein-coupled receptor signaling pathway. The transcript has a single exon. The coding region runs from base 65 to 991 and encodes 308 amino acids. Lineage: Eukaryota; Metazoa; Chordata; Mammalia; Proboscidea; Elephantidae. Gene Ontology annotation, cellular component: plasma membrane.
AAUGGUGACUUCUUCCUGAUUGUCUCUAUAUUAAAGACGUUCUGAAAACUCCUACAUAGACUGGAUGGAUAUAAAUAAUAGCUCAAUGAUAUCUGAGUUUGUUUUGCUAGGACUUACCAGCACUUGGGAACUUGAAAUUUUCUUUUUUCUUAUAUUUUUGUUGAGCUAUGCAGCAAUCGUGGCAGGAAACCUUCUCAUUGUGGUUGCUGUAACUUUUGAUUUUCACCUGCGCUCCACACCUAUGUACUUCCUCCUUGGAAAUCUCUCCUUUCUUGAUAUGACUAUGUCCACAAUCACAACCCCUAAGAUGGUCACGGAUUUCCUCAGAGAGAAGAAAACAAUUUCCUUGUGGGGUUGCAUGGCUCAGAUGUUCUUCCUCCACCUUUUAGGAGGCAGCGAGAUGACUCUCCUUGUAGUUAUGGCUGUUGAUCGGUACAUUGCAAUAUGCAAGCCUCUUCACUACACAACCAUCAUGAACCGCUGGGUACUCGUGGGUUCUGUGCUGCUGUCCUGGGGUGUUGGUUUUGUGCACACUAUGAGCCAGAUGGUUUUUACUAUCACCUUGCCUUUCUGUGGCCCCAGUGUGGUGGACAAUAUUUUUUGUGACCUUCCCCUAGUUCUAAAACUUGCUUGCACUGACACAUAUGUUCUAGAGUUGCUGGUAAUUGCGGACAGUGGACUGUUGUCUUUGAUCUGUUUCCUACUCUUGCUCAUUUCCUACACUGUCAUUCUAGUGACCGUCCAACGUCAGUCCUCUGGUGGACUCUCCAAGGCUCUGUCCACACUCUCUGCUCAUAUCACUGUGGUUACUCUGUUCUUUGGGCCAUGUAUCUUCAUUUACGCUUGGCCGUUUAGUAGCUUAUCAGUGGAUAAAUUCCUUUCUGUAUUUUAUUCAGUCAUCACACCCUUACUGAAUCCCAUUAUUUAUACUCUGAGGAAUCAGGAAAUGAAAGCAGCUAUGACCAGACUCAAGACCCAGCAUGUCAGCUAGUGAUGGAACUUCUCGGUAACAGUCACAAUGAUGAAGGUUUUAAUUCAACCCACCCUUGUAAAUUACAUUUCAGAAUAAGUUCAACUUUUUUUUGUGUAGAUAUUUUUGUAAAUAUUCAUAAUAUAUAUUGAAAUCACCAUGUCCCAUCAUUAUUUUGCAGGUUUUAUUGAAAUAAUAAUAUUCUUAAUGGAAAUUCAAUUCAGUUUGGGCAAAAUAAUUUUUUUUUUAAUUCUAAUAUGUUAUUAAGUAGGAAAACUGGCUCAUUAACUAUAGCUGGAAACCUAGAUAUCCAAGUCUGAAUUUUCUUAAAUAAAGAGAAAUCAAAUAUAAGUUUGUAUGCUUUUAAUUUUGAAUUAGGAAUCUUUCAGCUAAUUGCUCUGGAUGGUUAUAUGUGCAUAAAAUUGUGUAAACUUAUCUAAACCCACAAGUAAACAAAAAUACAGCCACAUUUUUGGCUCCUUAUAUAUGAAUGGAUUAUUGUAUUUUCAGAGGUAAGAGGCUAGUUUUUAUGAGUGGAAGGAAACAUACUGUGACUGUCAUUCAGCAACAUGAAACACAUAUUUAUUUCAUUCUGAAGGAAAAACAAAAAGAAGUUCCACCUCAGAAAAGUUCCACGGAGCUGCAAUCUACUUUCAUUCAUAUAUCCACAUAUCUUUUGAGGAUCAAAUAAAGAAGGAUUACUAUUGUGCUAAUUCCUAUGACCAAAGAAUAAAUGAAGAAGAUUAUAUAUUCCAGUCAUUCAUGUCACAGACCAUGGUCGAGUGGGAGAGUAUUGAGGUGGCAAAAUUUCAUUAAGAAAGUAACAAAAUUUAUGUCCUGAUAUGUAAGUUUAGAUCUGUGGUCCAUGGAUAUUAGAAUAAAGUAAACAUUGUAUGACUCCUUGAUAUCAAAUUCAAAAUGCUAUGUUUAUUCUCAAACACCUAGUAACACUUAUAAGCUUAUACCCAGUAAUUUUCCUUCAUUUUCU